Messenger RNA from Stegodyphus dumicola, 3706 nucleotides. RefSeq lists its product as uncharacterized. NCBI's taxonomy places the organism in Eukaryota, Metazoa, Arthropoda, Arachnida, Araneae, Eresidae. The record is from RefSeq and is a predicted model, not a curated record.
GCAUAAAAAAAGUAACAAAAUGGAAGAACCUGAAAAAAAUUCGCAACCCGUUCCUGAAGUACGGCAUUUAGACAGUAACAACGAAAGAGUUAACCACGCUGUGGCUCCCGCUCUUUGUACAGAAUGAAGAAUCGUUUUCCUUCAGCGUUUAUUUAUGUUCCCCUGCGGUAAUUGUUCGAUAAUGAAACUAAUGAAGGAUCAUUGUCGACUCUAUAAAGUGAAACAUGACAAUGGUCGUCCACUAACUGUUCAGACAGCCAUAGGAUUAUAAACUGUGUACCGGUUGCUUUUUAUUUACCUUCCAUUAAAAAAUGAGGGGUUCGAGACCACCGGGCCCACCGUCCAUGCUGUCCGACUCGGCGGCAUCGGGGCAUAUGCUGGUUUACGGGUCCCACAAGAGGGGCAGGGGACCCCCAUCGGCGACCUUCAGCACCGAAGAGGCGGAAAGGACCCCCGCCGCCAAGCGAAAAACAAAAGUGAUUGUGAUGCUUGGAAUUGCUUUACCUGUAUUGGCAUGUAUUAUUGGGAUCUCCGCUUGGGCUGUAACGACGGAUGUUCUGAGGAUUAGUCCUCGCUCGCAUGACAAUGCCUUCAACAGAUUCGGCCACCAAGGAAAAACAAGGAUAGACUCCAUGCAAUCCAGAAGUGAUCUAGAUGUGGACGUCUUCUUGUUGAAUGCUGUCUCCUCCACGCAGUCUUCUCUUCCAUCAAGUCAACAAGAGAAUACGACAACAAAGAUACCAGGGUCUGCAACCACUCUGAUGAUGACUACUCAGAUGGGCUCUAGUCCAAAAGCGUCCGAUAUAUUGUCCAAGCUUAUUUCAGAUAUGCCCAUCCCUAAGCAUCCCAAGAACUUCGUAGUGUUUGCUCCAGUAGCUGACACAGAAGUCAGCAAGAAUGACCGUAAGGGUCGACGACUAGAUGAUAAAAUGGUUAUUCAGGACAAUGAUGACCUAAUAGCUGAAGAAAGUGUGUAUUCCGAAGAUAUUUCUCAAGAUACUGCUGAAGGCAAAAUUCCAUACAACAGAAAAAUCAAAUCUUCUAAAGAAAGCAAAAUUCCUCACAAAUCCGCCGGGAAACAUACCGCAGGUAUGGCUCAACGACAGAAACCGUUUAAUCCUGCAGACUCAGGAAGUCCCCCACAGCUCAUCAAAAGACAAAAUAGAGGCGAUUACUAUGUUACAUUUCCGACAAACGAUAAAUCUUCUGCGAAAGCAAUAUCCAACAGAAACAGCGUCCCUCCGCAACCAAAAUUAAACCCAAAUGCCCGUCCAAAUUCUGGUUUCCCUAACACAAUUCCAGCUAAUAAUAAAGGCUUUCACAGGCCAGAAGAGAGCAAAAUGAGUAUGGACCAGAUUCUUAGAAAUCCUCAACCAUAUCCAAAUGAGCCGAUGAGAAAUUCUAACCCAAAUAUGAAGAAUCAACCAUUUCAGUCUUUUCCAAAUCAACAAGACAGCAAUCCCUUUCCAAAUCCUGCACAAUCCCCACAAUUCCUAGAGUCUCAGUAUUCUGGACCUAAUAAACGAAUGCCACCCUAUCAAGGAGGAUCUUUACAAGGACAGAAAGUCAUGCCACCUCCAAAUACACCUAAUCAAAUUUCUCAACCACCAGGUUUCCAGAAUCCUUCUCAGUAUCCCCAGAAUUCGUAUUCAGUUGAUAAUGCUCAAAUGGGUAGUGGAGCUCCGCAAUAUUUUGCUCCUCCACCUCAAACAUUCCACACUAAAGUGAGCUACGAUCAGCCUGCGAAUAAAUUUUCUCCAACCACUUAUGAAAAAGUGGCACAAAGUUCUGUCGAUACAGCAAAUGAUGGAUUGCAUCACCAUCACCAUCAUCACCAUCAUCAUGAACCAAGCCCUUCUAACUCGGAUCCCAUAGGUGAUGUCAACUUGUCUGAUGUCGGCAGAAACAAUGAUGCCGAUAGGUUGGGCUCCAUUGGAAUCGGAUUCGGAGCUCCUAGAGGAAUAACUCUUCAAAUUGGAGGUGGAGCUGGAGGUGGUGGUUUGAGUGGCCUGCUUCCACUAAGUGCUUUGGGAAUUGCGAAGAAUAUUGUCUCAACUUUCUUACCACGACCUCAGCUUGGGCUCAAUUCAAAAGUCUUUCUAGGUGUGGAGGUCGGUAGAGGUGGAGGACUUUCUAUAGGGUGAGGAGCUGACCUGCGUACUUAUUGAUGUGAAAUACUUAAAAAAAUUAUUGUUAUUAAAACAUUUAUGACUAUUUUAUUUGAAGCAGUUUUGGUUCAGACUUGGAAAUGUUUACAACAGACAGCAGAGCUGCCAUAAGAAUUUCAUAUCUAAUUUUUUUUGGAGAGAAAGAAAACUUCAACCAAAAUUUGUGAAUAUUUCAGCUAAUAGCGCAGCUAAUGGAACUUAAAGAACAUAAAGAUGUUCAUAAAAAUAUUCUUUAUUAUAAUGUGAAAUGUUAAACACAUAUAAAACUGAAUCGGAAAUAAGAUCGUAGGAAUAAUUAUCGAGUAAAUUAUAGUUCUAAAUUCAGUAAUCCAAUGUAAAAAAGACACUGGAAUAAUUCCAGUAAUAUGGUUGUGGAACUGGCACAUAUUUAGUUGCACAUAAAUAGUGUACCGUAGAUAUUAUUUCUAGAUUACAUAGCAGUUAUGAAUUGCCCUUUUAACACAUACGUGAUUUUUUGUCAUUGAUGACUGUGUUAUGUAAGCAACUUAAAAUGAUUAUAUUUCUUGUUCUAUUAUUUUGGGCGAUGCUCCUUCUUUUACAUUGCUGGCAAUAUUAAUUUAAAAAUAAACAUGGGAAAAAGAAAAGUAGUAAGAGAAAGAGCAUGCACAAAAGAAUUAUUACGAGACAAACUAUUUAUAAAGGAGUGUUUCUAAGCCAGAAGAAUUACUGUUAGACAAGCUAAGCAUCUAGACGUGCUUCUAGACCAAUGCCGCUUCAGAAUUUUUGAUUUCUAUUAUCUUUUUCUUGACUUCUGUAAAAAUCAGGUAAGAAAGGUAAUUUCGUUCAAGUACAGAAAACUUAUAACAUUUAUCUUAAAGCCAUGUUUAUUUUUAUUUUUAUUUUUUUUUUUUUUGCUUCAUUAAUUUGUUUGCAAAGAAAACAGAAGAAAAAAUAUUAUUAUUAUUAUCGUUUUCGUAAUCGUUUUUUGAUUCAUUUUACAAACGGACAUGGAAAUAUCUAUGCGUAUCUGGUAUACGGGACUAGUUGCCAAAAACUGUUAAUUCACAAUUUAAUUUCAAUAUAAUAUUCCAUCUUUUGAAAUCUGUCUUAUAUAUAAAUUGUAAUAUUGUUUAAUAUACAUUUUUUGUGUUUUAGCAUAUUUUAGUCGAUCAAAAAAAUUCUUUCAGUGUGAACGAAAUCUUUUAGAGCUUAAAUAUUAAAGCCAUUUUAGAGAGUAAUAAGAAUCCACAGAUGUUUUUAAAUAUAUUCAAAUUUAAUUCUUUUCAAAUUUUCAGUAAAAUUUGAUUUAAAAAAAUGUAAAAUAUCUGUCAGUUUGAAUAAAAUAUUUUAGAGCUUAGGUGUAGAGGAUUUUUAAAGUAGUAAUAGGAAUCCAAAGAUAAUUUGAAACUGAAUACUUUUUAAAUUUUCAGAUGAAUGUUUAAAAGUUCACAAGUUUGUUCCUCAAUAACGGAUAUGUUGUAUACAUGUUUUGUAAAUUCAUUUGUAAUUUUUUCAAUGGAAUUUAUUUAAAUCUUUUAUUCAGUGAUGUAUUUUGUAAUAAAGUUUAUUCAUAUAUA